Diaporthe citri is the source of this 972-nucleotide messenger RNA. RefSeq lists its product as uncharacterized. Bases 1 to 972 code for a protein of 323 amino acids. The record is from RefSeq and is a predicted model, not a curated record. NCBI's taxonomy places the organism in Eukaryota, Fungi, Ascomycota, Sordariomycetes, Diaporthales, Diaporthaceae. The transcript has a single exon.
AUGCCACCUCAAACCCAGCAAGGCCGCCGCAGCUCUUCGGGCGUUGCUGGGAUCGACAUCAUCACACCAUCCACAAGACAUGACGACACGGUGAAAAGGAUGGUCCUGCGCAGGUUCCGACGCACCAUGAGGCGGCUCUUCGGCGGGCGCUGGAAGCAGAUGAGUGACGGGGAGGUCAAGGAGCUGGAGAAACAGAUCGCAGCCGAGAUGCGCACCGGCACCUUCCGCGCCGUCGAGCCUGCCAUCCAACCGCCGACCGCCGACGAGCUGUGGCAGCGCCAGGAUGACGGGGGCGGCGGCGGGGCUGCCGCGGCGGACAGGCUUCCCACCAUGUCGUCCACCACCAAGAGGUCGACGGUUGUUUCACAGGCGUCGCGGGGUCAGUACUACGACGAGUACGGGGACGACUACGGCGGGUACCAGGACGCGCACUCAGUCGCCGGAUGGGGAGGAGCAGCGAGCAGCGACUCCGGGUACGGGCCCGGCUACUACGACCGCGUCCCGCCGCGGCAGCCCGCCAAGGCGCCGGAGUACUACGUCCCCGGAGGCGGACCCUUCGACAUACCUGAGGCGAGGCCCGAGUCCGUGUACGAUGGAGGCUCACGCGCGAACAGCAUGAGGAGUACCAUCACGACGCGGACCAGCCGGAGGCCGCCGACACAGGGCUACUACCCACCCAACUCUUCUUCGUAUGGGGAGAGCAGGGCCUACUCGAUGCGCUCGGACCCGGGCAGAAUAUACGCCCGCAGCCCGAUGCCCCGCAUGUCCCUGCGUUCACAGCCGUCCUGGGACGGGCGUUAUCACGGUGGAGGGGGUGACAGGAGCUAUUCGUAUGGCCCAGGGGAUAGGGGCUAUGGCUACGGCGGGGACUACGGCUACCGUGGUUGGGACGGACAGGACAUCGAGGAGCACGAGUACCCUUCCCAAGAGCCAGGGACACACUAUCAGGACUACCAGUACCCGGAACGCUGA